Messenger RNA from Lodderomyces oxycetoniae, 906 nucleotides. It is a transcript of the gene SSO2, whose product is annotated as syntaxin. Gene Ontology annotation, molecular function: SNARE binding; SNAP receptor activity. The coding region runs from base 1 to 906 and encodes 301 amino acids. The transcript has a single exon. Lineage: Eukaryota; Fungi; Ascomycota; Pichiomycetes; Serinales; Debaryomycetaceae. Gene Ontology annotation, biological process: intracellular protein transport; vesicle fusion; exocytosis. The record is from RefSeq and is a predicted model, not a curated record. Gene Ontology annotation, cellular component: SNARE complex; plasma membrane; endomembrane system.
AUGAGUAAUCCGUAUAAGGUACAGGAUUUCAAUAAUCAAAACUCGUAUGAGAUGAAUAAUGUUGGUGGUGACAGUAGCUACAACUAUGACACGAAGCAGUAUUCUUCAUCGAAUGAAGAUGAUUUUGUUCAGUUUAUGAAUGAGAUACAGGAUAUUAAUGCCCAGUUGGACAACUACUCCCAGAUUAUCAAUGUAAUUGAUAAUAAACAAAAAUCUUUCUUAUACAAUAUAGAUUUAAAUGACGAGGAUACUGAGUAUUCUUCUCAGCAGAUUGAUAGUCUAGUUGGUGAAGCACAGUCCUUACAGUUGGACUUGAAAACUCGUAUCAAGAAUGUGCAAGUACAAGCUAUCCACUCAAAAGAUCAGACCAAAGUUGAUCAAGCAGAAACUUGUAGGAAGAGAUUUCUUGAUUUGAUUCAGGACUAUAGGUUAGUUGAAGCUAAGAACAAAGAACAAUCAAAAGAACAAGCAGCUAGACAGUACCAAAUCAUUAAGCCCGAUGCUACUCAGGAAGAGAUCAAUGCAGUUGUUGAAGAUGGCGGAACUCAAUAUUUCCAGCAAGCUUUGUUGCAAAGCAAUAGAAGAGGCGAGGCUCGUUCUGUAUUAGACGAAGUUCAAGUGAGACACCGUGAAUUAUUGAAGAUGGAAAAAACAAUGGCUGAAUUAACCCAAUUGUUCCAUGAUAUGGAAGAAUUGGUUAUUGAGCAAGAUCAACCAAUUCAGCAUAUUGAAGAGCAAGUUGGUACUGCACAACACGAUAUCGAGCAAGGUGUUGGCCAUACUGAUAAGGCUGUGUCCAGUGCCAGAUCUGCAAGGAAAAAGAAAAUAUGGUGUGCUGUUAUUUGCAUUAUAUGUAUUAUAAUUGUUGUUGUUAUUAUUGCCGCAUAUUUUGGAUCGAAGAAGUAG